AUGGCCUCGAUAGCCCCCUCAAUGCACCGGGCACGCGCCCCUUUGCGCAAGGUGCUCUCUUCCUCGACCCCCUCAAUCCGCUGCAUGGCCACCGUCCCGCCCACCGCCAACCCAACGGAUAGCACCGCAUCGAAGCCCAGGCGGAAGACUUACUUCAAGGACACCACUGUUGCCCCCUUUGGCGAGUUCUUGUCUUCCAACCAGCCUCUUUCCGCAACCGAGGCCUACACGCUCAGAACCGCCGAAGUCGGCCCUGAAGGCAGAAAGAGGACUAUCACGCGACUUCCCGAGUGGCUGAAGACGCCUAUCCCCGCGGGCAAUGAUAAUUACAAGAAGAUUAAGAAGGAUCUGCGCGGCUUGAAGCUGAGCACUGUGUGUGAGGAGGCUCGAUGUCCCAACAUUUCCGAGUGUUGGGGUGGAUCCGACAAGAGCGCUGCUACCGCCACCAUCAUGUUGAUGGGCGAUACCUGCACGCGAGGCUGCCGAUUCUGCAGUGUCAAGACCAACCGGGCCCCUGCUCCGCUUGAUCCUCACGAACCCGAGCAUACCGCAGAAGCCCUGGCCCGUUGGGGUCUUGGGUAUGUCGUCUUGACCAGCGUGGACCGUGACGAUCUGCCUGACGGUGGUGCCAAUCACUUCGCCGAGACCAUCCGCAAAAUCAAGCAGAAGAAGCCGUCUCUCCUGGUUGAAGCCCUGACGGGUGAUUUCAGGGGCGAUCUGGACAUGGUUGCAAUUAUGGCUGAAAGUGGACUUGACGUCUACGCUCACAACAUGGAGACGGUCGAGGACCUUACUCCCUAUGUACGAGACAGGCGAGCUACGUUCCGGCAGAGUCUAAAUGUCCUGAAGCAUGUCAAGGAUGUUAAAGGCCAAGAAGGUAUCAUCACCAAGACCAGUCUGAUGCUUGGCCUGGGAGAACAGGAGCAUGAGGUUAUGGCUGCUCUCACUGAACUGAGAAAGGUCAAUGUUGACAUUGUCACGUUUGGACAGUACAUGCGACCCACUAAGAGGCACCUCAAGGUUGAAAAGUAUGUCACACCAGCCGAGUUUGACAUGUGGCACAAGCGCGCCAUGGAAAUGGGCUUCCUCUUCUGUGCAAGUGGACCUCUAGUCAGGUCCUCUUACAAGGCAGGCGAGGCCUUUAUUGAGAAUGUCCUUCGUAAGAGGGCUGGCAAGGCCCCUGUGGGAGGAGAGAGCCUCAAGAGCGCAGUCGCACUGGAUGCCGAGCGCCCCUCGUCUCUUUAG
Molecule: messenger RNA, 1245 nt
Organism: Clonostachys rhizophaga
Lineage: Eukaryota; Fungi; Ascomycota; Sordariomycetes; Hypocreales; Bionectriaceae
Source: the annotation of a GenBank genome assembly